AUGGGAACAAUUCUACUUCUCUUCUUGUGUUUUCUUCCAGGUUGCUUAGCCUUGACCUCAACCAACAUCGACACUGAUCAAUCAUCUCUUCUUGCGUUGAGAGCUCAAAUUUCAUUUGACCCUCAAGAAAUCUUGGCAAAAAACUGGUCUGUUGCCUCGCCUGUUUGUGACUGGAUUGGGGUUACCUGCAGCUCGGGCCAUCGUAGAGUGAUUGCUUUGAACAUUUCAAACAUGGGUCUUAGUGGAACCUUACCUCCCCAGUUGGGAAACCUGUCAUUUCUCGUUUCUCUUGACAUGCGUAGGAACAAUUUCCAUGGAGAACUGCCACCAGAACUUGCUCAAUUGAAUCGAUUAAAAGUACUGAAUUUGGGCGUCAACAACCUCAAUGGAUUGCUUCCUAACUGGUUUGGAUCAUUUCAAGGACUGGAAUUUCUCCCUCUCAGAAACAACAGCUUCACCGGUCUUAUGCCGCCUUCCAUCUCCAACAUGUCAAGGCUAGCAAUUUUAAUCCUUGUUAACAACUCUCUUGAAGGCAAAAUCCCGGAAGAGAUCUUCAACAUUUCCUCACUGGAAAUGAUUUCCUUGGGAGUUAACAGCUUGUCUGGAAGUCUUCCGGAUUACAUGUGUUUUCAUCUUCCGAGACUGAGAUUCAUUGGCCUAUCAAUGAAUAAAUUCAGUGGUCAAAUACCAUCAAGUUUAGCUCAAUGUUCAGAACUUCAGGCUCUGUCUUUUUCCUUCAACAAAUUCACUGGAAAUACACCAAAAGAAAUAGGGAACCUGAAGAAGCUUGAGGUGAUAUAUUUCGCCAUGAACAGUUUAACAGGUGAAAUUCCAAAAGAGCUUGCAAAUUUGACCAUGCUCAAGUUCUUAGACUUAUCUGAUAACAACAUAACAGGAAAUAAACUUUCAGGCAUUCUUCCUUCAACAGUGUUUUAUGGGCUUCCCAAUUUAGAAGAACUUUAUUUGAACGAUAAUAACUUUGUUGGAGAUAUUCCCGAGUCCAUCUCAAAUUCUUCUAGACUUUAUUUCAUAAUAUUGUCUGACAAUAAAUUCACAGGGCCGAUUCCCAUUUCCAUUGGAAAUCUAAGGCUCCUUCAAGUGCUGGACUUAACUAGCAACAAUUUAGUCUGUGACUCUUCCUACGGGCCGAUUCCCAUUUCCAUUGGAAAUCUAAGGCUCCUUCAAGUGCUGGACUUAACUAGCAACAAUUUAGUCUGUGACUCUUCCUACCCAGAGUUGAGCUUCAUCUCUUCCUUAGCAAACUCCAAGAACUUGAGAAAAUUAAGUGUGAGUAGCAAUCCACUAAAUGGUAUUCUUCCAGAUUCUGUUGGGAACCUUUCUACCUCACUACAAACAAUGUAUGCCUACGGUUGUGGACUCAGGGACCGCAUUCCUGACAGAAUUGGGAAUUUGAGCAAUUUGAUUAUCUUAAGUCUAUACAAUAAUCAGUUGACUGGAUCAUUGCCCAUUACGGUAACAGGUUUGCUAAAGCUUCAAGCAAUAAUGCUUCAUGCACUUCUUGAAAAUGAUACUAAUUCAACUAUUCUUGUAUACAUGCACCGUGACCUUUGGACGGCAGAUUACAUUGAUUUGCAGGCUAUAAUUUUCAUAUUACAUUGA
Molecule: messenger RNA, 1620 nt
Organism: Coffea arabica (coffee)
Lineage: Eukaryota; Viridiplantae; Streptophyta; Magnoliopsida; Gentianales; Rubiaceae
Source: RefSeq, a predicted model, not a curated record